Messenger RNA from Linum tenue, 303 nucleotides. NCBI's taxonomy places the organism in Eukaryota, Viridiplantae, Streptophyta, Magnoliopsida, Malpighiales, Linaceae. The record is from the annotation of a GenBank genome assembly.
AUGGCGGAUAUCAUAGCCAACGAUCAAGGCAACCGGACCACACCUUCCACCGUGGCCUUCUCCGUCGCCGAUAUCGAGCGCCUCGUCGGUGAAGCCGCCAAGAAUCAGGCGGCAUUCAACCCUCGCCGGACUAUCUUCGACGCCAAGCGCCUAAUGGGGAAAAAAUUCGAGGACCCAGAAGUUCAGAGGGAUUUGAGGUACUUACCCUAUCCCGUGGUCAAUCGAGGCCGGAACCGUACUUCGAAAUCGAAGUGGAUAAAUCAGAAGAAGAAGGGCAACGGCUUGGCUUUCAUCUUAGUUUGA